Messenger RNA from Sclerotinia trifoliorum, 1469 nucleotides. NCBI's taxonomy places the organism in Eukaryota, Fungi, Ascomycota, Leotiomycetes, Helotiales, Sclerotiniaceae. The record is from the annotation of a GenBank genome assembly.
AUGAUUAAUAUUUCUGAUUUCACAGUUCCGGAGUUCCGCGUCAACAACAAUGGAUUGCAGAUGGAGAAAAAGACUGCGGCACAGCCUUCAAAAGCUUCAUUCGUCUCUAUAUACCUAGGUAAUUACUAACCCGUUGGUAUUGAGCUUUAUACGCACUGCCGUUCAUAGUAUAGUCAGCCUUGAUAUCAGUCAUCUAUAAACCCGUAUAAACCAUUGCAGCACUAACAAAAUGACUCAUACUAGAUUACAAAAGAGUGUCUACGACACUUCGUGGGUAAUAGAUCAUCAUCUACUCUCCUUCUCCCCCUCCUAAUUGUGUCCUCAAGACUUCUAUUUAUAUUUCGCAAUGGAUCCGGAACUCGAAGGCAGCCCGGGAUUUCAUCUGCCUGCUUUCAACCCUGAGGCUUCGAUUUCACAACAGGAUUGUCUAGACGCCAUGCGAGGAGAACUCAUUCCAGCGAAGCUUGAAAGUUUUAGGAUGAUAGCUUGCAUAGUCCAUGGAUUGCGGUAUAACGAAGCAUUUGCCGAGUCUGAGCCGAUGAAUGAAGUCUGCGCUAAGAGUACCAAUAAAGUUUUGGCUCGCGCUAGGAACGCGUGCUUGAUCAUGAGCAAUAAGAUUCCCCUUAUGACAAAUGAUGAGGAGAAGCCAUACUGCAUCUGGCAUCCACAAGUAGCAACUAUCGACACAUAUCGUGGGCUAGUUCGGAAAUAUCCCGACAUGCGGUACCACGUUGCUCGGGCAUGUGCCAUUGGCGGCUAUGUCGACUUGUACCGUGAACUCGAUUUGCUCCGGGAUAUCUCCAUAGCUGAAGAAGCAAGGGAUAAUAUUGGCGUUGUCAGUUCAAAGGAGAUAUUUGAUCUUAUCAUGAGUCAACCGAUUGUACUCCGUCAUGGAUGAUUACACGCGCUCGGUGAAUUGGAAAGCUCCACGCAUAGCGACGGGGUCUAAAUGAUGACACGGCAGUGCUCUCAUCAUUGGAUGUGACAUUUGAAGUUUGGGAGAAGUGGCCUAAAAAUCGCUUUCAUUAUUUCAAUAUCACCGAGGAUCAUAACGUCGGCAGACGUCUUCUCCUCAGACAUAUAGCCGUCCUCCGGCUCCUGAGCAUGUCUCCCUACUCUACAAUCCUCUGCCACUUCACCUCCCAACCACAAACAAGGAUGCUCUUAUUGUUCAUGCUGCUUACGAGAGCAACAUCGAUCGAUACGCGCGCCUCCGACGUCCUGUCAUGAUCAGCUCAGUAGAGGGUAAGGCCGUCGUGCGCGGUAUCUAUCACCACACAGCCUUUGCACAUUGGCUCGUUAGUCAACCGUUCUCUUUCUUCCAGCAUAUGAGGCAUGAAGUCAAAGAAGCCAUUACGGCUCGCUUCAUCAUGGCCAACGAUUUAUCUCGUAUAAGCGACGACUCCGUCAUCGAGAGCGCGACGACGACGCCAAAACAACGGAUACAUGAGACGAAAUUAUUCUCAUAA